AUGGUGCUGGACCCGGGGGCGGCGGCAUGCGACCAGGGCCGUGCCGUGCUGGGCGCCAGCCCGCGCGGCCAGAGCGCGGCCUCGCGCCUUCUGGAGCGCGAUGGCUUGCGGCUCUUCUCCUGCCCAUCCCCGCCGCAGCUGGGGCCGGGCGGCGCGCAGCGGUGCCCGCGGGGGGCCGCGGCCCGGCGGUUGUCAGAAACCGCUGCCGGGAUGCGGCGGAGCGAGAGCACGUGCGCUGUGAACGGCGGCAAAGCCCGGGGGAGGAUGCGCGCCGCCUCCUCGCUGCCCCACAUCGCUCGGCCGCGGGCCGAGGAGGGCGGCGGCGUCCGUCGGAGCCCCUGCCUGCUCGUGGCGCUGCGGCCCCGCAACGUGGAGGCCGAGCGGGAACGGUUCUUCCGAGCGCGCUUCGCCUACGAUCCGCAGUUCGAGUACGCCGAGCCGCUGCCUGACGCCGUGCUGGACAAGUACCGCGCUGCCUCCGACCGCUUCGUCGCCCAGGCAAUUAGGAUCAUUCAUGCUGUCCUGGAGAAGUAUGGGACCUAUGAGAGUUUUGAAGUUGCCACUGGAGGAAAACUGCUGAGCAAAUGCCAAAUCUGGUCUGUUAUCCGAAAGUACAUGCAGAAGGAAGGCUGUGCAGGAGAGGUGGUGGUGCAGCUUACCGACGACCUCCUGUCCCAGGCUGUGAUGAUGGUGGAGGACAACCGGCCGACACUGGCAAUCAACCUGUCUGGAGCCCGGCAGUACUGGCUGGAGGGCAUGCUGCGCCAUGAGAUAGGCACCCAUUACAUUCGAGGGGUGAACAACACCCGCCAACCCUGGCACAGCUCUGAGGGCCGCAAGCAGUACAGCCUGAAGCCUGCCAACCCCACUGAGGAAGGGCUGGCGAGCCUGCACAGUGUCCUCUUCCGAAAGCAGCCCUUCCUGUGGCGAGCAGCCCUGCUCUACUACACCAUCCACCAGGCCAGCCGCCUCUCCUUCUCCGCCCUCUUCCAGGACCUGGAGCAGUAUGUCCAGGAUGCUGGGGUGCGGUGGGAGUACUGUGUGCGGGCAAAGCGAGGCCAGACAGACACAUCUCAGCCAGGUUGUUUCAGUAAGGAUCAGGUCUACCUGGAUGGGAUUCUCCGGAUCCUGCGACAUCGUCAGACAAUCGACUUUCCAUUGCUGGCUGCGCUUGGAAAGGUGUCCUAUGAAGAUGUGAAUCGCUUGAAGAAAUUUGGGGUCCUGGAGAAGACCCGCAUUCCCCAUUUCAUGCAGGACCUGGAGCAGUACAUGAAGCAGCUCGACCACAUCAUCACCACCAACAGGCUGAACGAGAAGGAGCUGGAGCAGCUGCUACCUGACUGAGCAGAUUCUGGCUCGCAGUCUUGGGACCCCACUGGUCCUUUCAGCCACUGCGCAUGUGCCUGAGCGCAGCUCCCCUGAUGCCUGGCUGCCCUGGGCUCUAUUUAUUUGAUAUUUAUUGGGGUUGUUGAGCCAAUCCUCGCCUGGAGGAAAUGGCACAGCUUAGGCCUCCGUCCACUCUACCCAGGAGGGCUGUGGGGGGAGGUGGGGCAAAGUGCAUGUACCACUGUGUAGGAUAGCUUGGCCAAGAAGUCUGGCGUGGUUGUUGUUGAUGCUCCCCCUGCCUCCCCAGCUCCAUGUGCGUGUCAAGGGCAGCUGUACUCUCUGCCGGCUUUUUCAGGAGCAGGCAUAUAAGAUGGUUCAGAGGGACGAGGGCAAAGCAGGUGAGCCCAGAGUAGGCAUAGGGGACUGUGCAGGGUCGAUCACACUGGGGAGAGCAUGGGGGACCUCAGGGUGCCAUGGGUGUUGUCAGGAGAGGCUCUGCUGUAUUCAGGGCCAGCAAACAGGCUGGUGGCCUGGGACCAAGGGCUAGCCUGUAGCCAUGGCUCAGCUCUACUCACAAGCUUCCCGCUCACUCACCACUCCCCUCAUGCCUUCCUCCAGCAAUGAGACUCUAACCCACCAAAAAAAGAUCUCUGCUCUCCUUCCUGCCCCCCCCCCACCAGAUAUUUGCCCUGUCCUUGCAGACUGUUCAGCACCUCAAAUAACUGUCACUCUGCCCCUCCCCUUCUGCCCCCUAUAGCUGCUCUGUCUGGCACUGAGGCAGAGGAGGACGGAAAGUGGGAAUUGGGCUUUGAUGUUAGGGGAAAAAAAUGUAAUAAAACUAUGUAAUGGACGCUA
This is a messenger RNA of Rhea pennata, 2181 nucleotides long. It is a transcript of the gene MATCAP1, whose product is annotated as microtubule associated tyrosine carboxypeptidase 1. NCBI's taxonomy places the organism in Eukaryota, Metazoa, Chordata, Aves, Rheiformes, Rheidae. The transcript has 6 exons. The record is from RefSeq and is a predicted model, not a curated record. Bases 1 to 1344 code for a protein of 447 amino acids.